Messenger RNA from Spirometra erinaceieuropaei, 5068 nucleotides. The record is from the annotation of a GenBank genome assembly. NCBI's taxonomy places the organism in Eukaryota, Metazoa, Platyhelminthes, Cestoda, Diphyllobothriidea, Diphyllobothriidae.
AUGAAGAAAGAAGAAGAAGAAGAAGAAGAAGAAGAAGAAGAAAAAAAAAAGAAGAAGAAAAAGAAGAAGCAGAAGAAGAAGAAGAAGAAGAAGAAGAAGAAGAAGAAGAAGUAGUAGAAGUAGACGACGACGACAACGACAAUGUCAAAGACGACGGGAUGACAUAAUCGGGCAAAACACGUCGGAUAUUUUUAUGACAAUUAAUGCGUCAGGACACAUCAACUACCAGCAUAUUUUCGCCCACAGUAUUUGAGUGGCUCCGGUUCAGAAUUCCUUCGUCAGUUUUUCAAAGGAUUUCCUGGACAUACCAAUAGCAUAAGGCUCGGUUGGCCAACACUUCAGACUUCCUUGCCUAGUUUUUUGUUUAAAUUUUUCGUCAGAAUUGUCAGGGUUUCUGUUAAUCGUGAAGCGUUGUUGUAGAAAAAGUGCCUUGGCCAUUUGUCUCUCAUUGCGGUGCAAUUUUGUUUUUAUGUAACUGUUAUGUUUUUUGCGCAUUGGAGUAGCUGCCGUUUUCUUACUCCCCUGUCGUCCUUUCCGCAAAUCAACACGCCUAGACGCGUUAACAGUGAGGGGGGCUUCUACAGUCUCCGUCGUAAACAUAAUGUCUGGCAAAAUGAAGUUCAAGUAUGGCGGAAAUUUAUCUAUUCUGUUCUAACUGAUAAUUUUUGUCAUUAACAUAAUACAUCCACAAGUGGGUUCUAUGAUAGCCAAAAGACAGCUGUGUUUGUGAUAGAGUGGAUGUUUACUAAGAAAAGGAAAAAUUACAAUUAGCAUGCAUUGGCACUGAGCUUAGCCAAUCACAGAAUCCUUUGUCAGACUCAGUUUAGGAAUUAAUUGUUUUGCACAACCAUAAUCUUAAGAUGAACCAGAGCCCAGUCUCGAAAAUUUACACAAUGACGCUUACUGUUUCUCAAAGUAUUCCAUCUCCCUAACUAGAUUUCUUGGGAUGCCCGUUCUUCAAUACCUUAAACUGUGUAGUCGUAAAGCUGUUACUCGGUACCUCUCCGGAAUCUAUUGAUCCCCCUAGCUGAUGGAUAGGCAAACAGAAUAAGCAAACUUGGCUCACUGCCCUCAGCAGCCUAAUCCGAAACGGCCGUUCAGAAACAACCCUUGACAUGCUUAUCCUCCAAGUUGUCACUGGCCAACUCGUGAUACAACACAUUUGGAAGGGAGAUUCUUGCAAUCUACCUCCCCAUGAAGUACUUCUGACACCUACUAGACGGCAGGAAUUUCACUGUGCUCACCGAUCACAGGUCCAAUUUCUUCGUUCUCAAAUGGACUUUCGAGAGAUGCGCUAAGCUGAAAGGUAUCUCUUAAAUCACCUUAGACAUCGCUCACAUCUAUGAAUCAUGGAAUGAGGUGACUGACCUACUGUUUACGUCCUUGAUCACUCAUCUCCGGUUUUCUAUCGGAGAUGGCUGCUGAACAGCGCUGUAUUGAUUCUUUCUGUGACAAGUAUGUUUCCGGAAUCCAACUCCGGGACUUCUCACUGAUAACUGACGAAAGUGCCGUUCUCUGUAACGUCUCCAUCCUCUCCACCAUGCAUUUCUAUUGUCGUCCAUCAGUUGCAUGGUUUUCUUUUCCCUGUACAAUUUCUUUCACCCUAGAGGCGCACAAGUGACAAGCCGGUCAGCGGUGACUUUGUCUGACCUAGGGUGCAAAGUAACGCGAAAGCUUGGACACGAGUGUGUCCCGGCUGUCAGCGUAGCAAGGUCAGUGGUACAACAGGGCUCCAAUUGCAAUUUCUCCAACCCUGGAGCAAGGUUCGGCUAAAUUCGCCUGAGCACUGGAGGUCCAAUGUCUCCAUUAGACGGCUGUUAAUUCAUACUCGUUUGUGUUAAUCGCUGCUAUCUUCCAGUCAAAUAUUAAAUUAACAAAUACAUAAAUUCUUCUAUUGAGUAACACUGGAAGUACUUUCAUGGGAGUUACAAUAAAUUCUCAAGCGAAUUUUAUACAGACGCUAUAAAAUAUUUAGUUCAUGCUUAUUGAAUAUGAAAACGGCCGACGGGCAGGGAACAAAUCCUGCUUUUAAAAAACACAAGACUAAAGAGAAAACCCUGUCGCACAUGAAAGGGUAAGUAGGCGGGUCGGACAUGACUGGCCUGCAUAUUGUAUUGCAUAGGGAAUUCGAAACAGACAUCGUCAAUACAGAAUUCAUAAACCGAAUGAAGCUGUCCACGUCAGAAAGGGUGAGAUGAGAGGACUCCAGACGCGAUCGGUCACAGUCCGUUUAGAGUCCAGCCGAGGAGAUGGCAUGAAAGGCUGCGGUGGUCAACUAAGCGUACAGGAAGAUGCGACUAUGACACUUCCUUACUGACCUACCAAACUACUACUACUUGCAAAUACUGAGAAUCCCGCCGUGAGCGUCGCCAUCAGGAACCGCGAAAAAUCAUCGCUGAAGAGGAGGAAUAGUAACAGUGGACUUAGUAACCAAUUAAAAUAGGGGGUUGUAAAAAUAUAAACAAGUUUCCACUCGAACUAGCAAAACAUGCAUUAUCUAUAAUAAAAUCACAGGUGAAGCCUUCCCAAAAUCAAGAAGUUGGGUCUUCGGGAAUGAAACGGCCAAUGUUGACUUAGUGCUUGCUGAUGUAAGGCGCUCACGCAAUGUCGAUUUGAAUGUCGAUAACUUAGGCGCUGACCUAAGUUCUGAUGAAAGACUUUUCCAAAGGAAAACAUAUGCGUAUGCAAAAAAGUGGGGGCAUUUGCAUUUAGUGAAAAUAGUCGACGGAUUCACCAUGGAGGAGUUGCGCGUGCAUAAAACCGACCAACCAGACUGAGAGCAUCAAUGCGCGGAAUAUUGGAGCUAGUGUUAAUGCGAAAAAGGAAGCAAAAGACAACUCCGAGUCUUCUAAUCCACAAAAACUUAGUGUCCGCCAAUUGACAUUUCUCAGCAUAAGAAAUAACGGAGGCAGCUUGAGAGAAGAGUUUGCCAGUAAAAACUCUCUGAAUAUCAGUACACGAGGUGGCGGGCGUACGUUGCUUUAGAUUAAUUCUCGUCGGACCAGUACAGUUAUAUGGAGACGGGGUAGAAGUAAAACAUGCCAAUGAUAAGAUAAAUCUAUUAAAGUUAGCCUUAAAACACAGGCGGGAUGUGGGAAUGUGGGCGAGGGGGGGGGGAGGGUAAUAGCAGUCAAUGUCAGGGACGAUGUGAGAGCGGGAGGGCGCUGAGAGUUACAGCGUUAGUUGACCUGCGACCAUUGUUUGCGCGGAGCCUGAACGCGGUUCUUCUGUGCGCAUAAGAUUGGCUUUCGUAGCCUACUGGCGGCCGCUUCCGCUGUCGCUAACUGACGUUGGCCUAUUAGCUUAGGGUAACUCGAUGGGACCUUAUAAAUCACACGAAAAUCUUUGUUGGGGUCCAUGCGAUGUCCGAAAUCCACAACAUGUGCGAGAAUGGCGCUGCUUAUGCUUCUCGCUUCGCCUUUUCUCAGCCAUGCCGGGAGGUGUUCCCGUAUUCUCAUGGAUAAGCACCGACUCAUGCGACCAAUAUAGCCUGCUCCAUCUGAGCAAGUAAAGGAAUAUAUGCAGAUUGAGGUGGUCUGCGGUAGCACCUUAUCCUUAGCUUCUCCGCGUAAAAUAGGAUUGGUAGAGAAUGAUAUUUAAGCCCUUGCUGCUGGGAAGGUUCGCGAGAAAGCUUGAUCAAGGCGUCCCCUCAGGGUUUCGCUCGCAGCUUCUCCUUGGCAAGGGACCUUGAGGAACAAAGUUUUCUUUUCAGCGGUCGGUGUUGCGUGUUUCAUCGAUUGUUCGGAUAUGUUCUUUGCAAUAAACCUGUCAGGAUACCCGUUUUCACGAAGGAAUUCCUGGAUUUUUCUGAGCUCCUCCUCGAUGCUAUCUGUUGAGCAACUUUUUCUAGCUAUUUGUACUACGCAUCGAACUAGAUUUCGUUUUUGUUGGAGGGGUGAGCAUCUGGCUGACCAGGUUUUCUUUCGAUAGACGCAAGUUCGGACACUCGCUUUAGGUUUUCUUCUUAGAAAAACAUCUAUGAAAGGGAGCGAACAUGCAGUUUUGAUCACCAGCGUGAAUUCGAUCGACGGAUUUGCCUGAUUUACCGCAUCCAAGAGGUUUGCCACGACGGUUUCUGCAGUGGCUAUUGCAAACAUAUCAUUGACAUAGUUACCGUAAUGUGUAAACGCUAAUAUCAUCGAUUUAAUGUCUGUCUUAGGCGUUUAUUAAACCAAAGAAAGGACUGUAGUACUCGAUGAGGGGAAGAAAAUACCUUUUAUAAAGUAGUAGCCUUAGUCCCGGAAGGAGAAAAUACUCUGAUAUGAUAUGACAGUGCAUUUCCCAGCAGUCUUUGCGCGCUCACCAUCUUCAUUUCAGCAAUGAGCUAGCUCAAAGGCUAGACAACCUUCCUAUCGCUGCCGCCGCCUAUGCUGCCGCUGCCGAGAACGCCUCCGUGGAGAACCGCUGGUGUCAACUGCGAGACACGGUCCAGUCGACGGGGCUAGCCGUCCUCGGUCGCGCUCCCCGCCAACACCGGGACUGGUUCGACGACCACGACGCCGCCAUCAGAAAUCUGCUCGCCGAGAAGAACCGCCUACACAAUGCCUACGUAGAUCACCCCACUGAAGACAACAAAGCUGCCUUCUACCGCAGUCGCCGCCAACUUCAGAAACGUCUGCGCGAGAUGCAGGACGCCUGGAUUGCUCACAAAGCUGAGGAGAUCCAACGGUACACGGACCGGAACGAAUGGAAGAACUUCUUCUUUGCGAUCAAAGCUGUCCACGGUCCGCCGACGAAGGGCACUGCUCCUCUCCUCAGCGCCGACGGCAACACUCUCCUAUCUGAGAAGAUGCAAAUCCUACAGCGAUGGGCCGAGCAUUUCCGAGGCGUCCUCAACCGCCCCUCCGUCAUCUCCGACGCCGCCAUCAAGCGUUUGCCGCAAGUGGAGACCAACGUGGACCUCGACCUACCGCCAUCUCUCCAGGAGACCAUCAGGGCCGUGCAGCAGCUCUCCAGCGGGAAAGCACCCGGAUCGGACGCAAUCCCUGUUGAGGUCUACAAGCACGGAGGUCCCCAACUGAUGGAUCACCUGACUGCGCUCUUCCAGGAGAUGUGGCGUCAAAGCUAA